Puntigrus tetrazona (Sumatra barb) is the source of this 676-nucleotide messenger RNA. Its product is annotated as collagen alpha-1(XXV) chain-like. The record is from RefSeq and is a predicted model, not a curated record. Bases 11 to 541 code for a protein of 176 amino acids. NCBI's taxonomy places the organism in Eukaryota, Metazoa, Chordata, Actinopteri, Cypriniformes, Cyprinidae. The transcript is spliced from 11 exons.
CCUGGUCCACAUGGACCACCUGGCCCUAUGGGUCCUCAUGGAUUCCCUGGGCCAAAGGGGGAACCUGGGUUGCAUGGUCUCAAGGGACUGCGAGGGGAACCUGGGCAUAAGGGGGACAGAGGACCCCUGGGUCUCCCCGGAGCAUCUGGCUUGGACGGCAAGCCAGGACCCAGGGGUAUGGACGGACCAAUUGGGACACCUGGUCCAGCAGGUCCAAAGGGAGAUAGAGUGCUGUUCAAUGUACCUGUCACAGGGUGAGAAGGGUGAUGUGGGUGAUCCUGGACCUAGAGGGCCAUAUGGGUUACCUGGAGCUGCUGGAACACCUGGAAUGGAUGGGGAGAAGGGAAAGAAGGGCAAAAAGGGGCCUAAGGGGGAGAAAGGAGAACAGGGUGCCCCUGGAUUAGAUGCACCCUGCCCACUGGGUUUCCGGGGCUUUAAGGGUGAAAAGGGCGAACCAGGUCAGCCUGGCCUGGAUGGGCUGGAUGCCCCGUGCCAAUUGGGUCCAGAUGGACUCCCAAUGCCUGGAUGUUGGCAGAAGUGAUCGGUCUAACACAAAACGCAUGGAGUUUGUAAAUAAGGCUUCAGUUUUUUUUUUUUUUUUUUUCGGGAAAUGAACAUCAUGAAGUUUUCACGUAGUUGCUCCUGUCAUUUCAGUGUGCUUACGGCAACGUGUGUU